CACUUCCCCAUAUUUCCUCUCUCUGAAUCCACUUCCCUUUCCCCCAAACCCUAAUCCAAUGGUGAACGGAUAGCCAGAGAUUGGAUCGAUCGGAGAAGGAGAGGGGAAGAUGGGGAGCACUAAGGGGGUAGAGAAGCCGGAAUCACUUGUUUUGGGAGAGGAGUGGCCAAAGCUCAGAGAUUUGGGACAGAGGAGUGGAAAAAGAGAAGCGUAUGCCACCGUGAGAGUCUCUGAUUCGCAGAGCAUUGGAGGUGUUUCCAUAGAUCGAUCAUCAUCAUUGCCUUGCUUGCAAGCUCAGCCGCAGGCAUCAAAAGACAUUCAGAGAUGUAAUGGAGAUAAAAUUGGCAAUCACUACAAUGGACCCUAUCCUCGGCCUGCAAUGAUAGGUGGUCCUCAACCAUCUAACUACUGUCAUCAUCCAUCAUCACAGUUCCAAGAAGUAGGGAGACAUGUUUACCAAGCAUAUCCCCAUCCGAAUCCAUUUCCAUACUACCAACAACAAUUCUUUGCACCGCCGCCAUACGAUCCAUUUGUGAAUAAUCGCCAAACAACUUCUUUUGUAUGCAAUCAAGCACAUACCUACCAUGUAGAACAGAAUUCUAGACCAAAUCCUCCUACAAUGGAUCAUCGCUUCAGAUCGAAGGCACUCGUUCGACAAUGUUUGCCUAAUUUUUAUCCGGAUUUAGGCUUUACAAAUAACCCUUAUUAUUAUGGGCAUGUUCCUCCUGUACCUUAUUCUGCUGCUGCUCCUUGUUCACCUGCUGCUUCUGUUGGUGUUCGGACACCACCUUUUGAUUUAUCUUCUACUUCCCAUUAUCACAAUUCUUUUCAAGGUCAACACAAAAUGGAUAAAAGGGCUUCUAUUGUACAUCAAGUAGAGUAUUAUUUCAGGUAUUUUUCUGAAGCUUAA
Molecule: messenger RNA, 910 nt
Organism: Dioscorea cayenensis subsp. rotundata (Guinea yam)
Lineage: Eukaryota; Viridiplantae; Streptophyta; Magnoliopsida; Dioscoreales; Dioscoreaceae
Exons: 3
Coding region: 110-910 (266 amino acids)
Source: RefSeq, a predicted model, not a curated record